Molecule: messenger RNA, 2717 nt
Organism: Procambarus clarkii (red swamp crayfish)
Lineage: Eukaryota; Metazoa; Arthropoda; Malacostraca; Decapoda; Cambaridae
Source: RefSeq, a predicted model, not a curated record
GUCACAGACCUCACCGUGGUGGGCUGGUGAACAUGGAAUGGAAUAUUCUUCCUCCUUAAAAGCGGUGGAAUUCAUCAUCCCCAAAUUUGUUAUAUCAUAAUUUUGUAAUAACGUAUAACCAAACAAUACAGUACUGUACAGUAAAUUUGUCAAUAUUUACAGUACAUUUUCUUUGAUUUGAGCUACGUAUCAUACUACAAGUCAGAAUUUGUUCAUUAUUUAUCAUGGUUAUCCUUUACCCGAAUUCUAUUCCAUGGCCAACAUGUGACUUAUAUAUAUAUAUAUAUUUUAUAAUUAAUAUGCACCAUCUUGUAGGAUAGUCAUACACGGAAUUAAAUUUUAAAAAAUGCAUGCAAAUCAUUUAAUAUAUAAUAACAUUAAUUUAUAUACCAGAACAAACUUAUUUUUAAUGUAUGAGGCAUAAAUUGAUGAAUGAGUCUUAAUGAACGGUCGCUACUUUAACGAGCUUGUCCUGAUGAUGUGUUGUUAAAAAAAUACCUUUACUUCACAAUUAAAGUAAAAGAAGCGCAGGAGGAAUGUAAUUAAAUCGAGUAGAGGAAUGGAGAAUAAAUUCAGUUGUGUGAGUUAAUACAUUUUAUGGAUAUUCUUUUGUCUAGGACUUUGAGCCCAUUCAUAAGUUGUCAGUUUCUCCAGCUAAGCUCGUCGUGGGGGCCAUCCAUUCAGUUGUUGCCUAACCUCCACAGUGUAAACUCAAUGACCGAGCAACGUGCUUGCGUCUACAUUAGACAUUUAGAAUGCAAUCUUAAGCUCUUAAACCGUUUGUUUAUCCUACCCAACACCAAUUGAGCAGCUACAGGAGCAUGGAUGAGCCACCGUCAGCAUCUAGAGAAGGAAAACCACACCAGGAAAACUAGACCGUAUUUUAGGACACCCCGAGGCAAGUUGUAUACACGUGGGAGAGAGUAUUUUCAUGCGUCUUGCUGCUGCUGGUCCUGGACCCUUGUGGCUAGGUUUGGCUUGGUGUCUGUGCGAAUAACUACCGCGGGAGGUGAUUUAAAGACACCACAAUACUUUAUUGAUUAAUCAGUAAAUAUUCUAGAGUCUAGAACAUCAGGAUUAAAGUAAAUUCGAAAGUAUACACAUAGAGAAGCAGGAUACACGAACCAUUUGAACGGUGUUUGUCGCGGUGGAGCUUCAUGUUUCUACGCUAUAAUGCAUGUUAUGAGAAACUGACGCCGUGGCGAAAUAUUAAUGCUAGUGUGAAUGUUUUAUAACAUACGAUGGAGAUAAAAUCUUAAUAUUCAUGGUGAAAUUUAUCUUUCAAACUACAUCAAUUUGUGUGACAACAGGUAUGAACAGAUGACUACCACACCCGCCUGGGUUACAUGGGUCGUUACUUUAACAAUUCAAAUGAAUAAAUGCAUAUUAUAUACCAUCCUUUGCCAUAAAUAAUAUACAUUUUAUGAAGGGUUAUAAUAGAUUGAACACAAUGAGCUCAGAAUUGGAAAAUAGGUAACUAAAGUUAUCCUGCCGGAGACACUGAAGUGUAUUACUACCAGAGGGUACACAAUGCAGAGAGUGCGCUGUCGCCAUCCCCGCCCUCCUGCAUGCUGGCAGGUGGGUGUGCUGACGUGCCUGGUGCUGUGGGCGGUGCUGGGUGUGGUUCAGGAGGACAAGGUGCCCAUGGUGAGACAGGAGAGUUACCUGCAGGCAGCGGGGCGUGACUCUAUGAACCCCAAGCUCCCUCUCUCGCCAUCCACUCCUAAGGUCGACUACCCCGAGGGCCAGGACGACACUGAAGACCCACAGUGGACUCCAAGAAGACUGCAGCAGCUGCUGGAGGAACCGACGACUACCUGCCGGCGACUGACCAACCUCGGGGGAAGUAUCUUGUGUGAGGACUGUCAGACCUGUCUCAUGGACGGCAACAAGUACAUUUGCUUCGAUCCCGAUGUGAGUCCGGUGCCUGGAGACUGCCUGGUGUAUUCCUUUGGCGUGGGGGGCGAGAUGUCGUGGGAUGCGGCCAUGAGACACCUCAACUGCUCUGUCUUCGCCUUCGAUAUGACCCUCGUGGGCUGGGGCAACAAUAUGGUCUUCGAAGGCCUCCACUUUUUGGACCUCGGCCUUGGUAGCUUCAACUCUGAUGACACAAUUAACAUGACGGCAGCUGACGGCAAUGGUAAAAACUGGACAUCGAGAAAGGCGCACUUUCGGUCAUUGGAGUCCAUCAGGGAUAUCUUGGGACACAAGAACCGGCCAAUCGAUGUUCUCAAGAUGGACAUAGAGUUUAUGGAGUGGAGGGUGUUGGCGGACCUCCUCAGCCACCCUGACAAGUUCCGGGCUCUGCAGGACGUUAGACAGAUAGCCCUUGAGAUACAUUUGGACGGGCUGAGGAACUCUACAGGUACGGAGCGCGUAGUGGAAGCUAGGAAGGUGGAGGCGGUGCUGGAGGGCCUCCACACUCGAGGCUUCCACCUCGCCCACACCCAGCUGAACGUCGCUCAACAGGUUCAUGCAGAGGUGCGAGGCCAGGUCUUGCCCCUUUACCGAGAAUCGCUCUUUCUUCGUCGACCGUGAUGGUGCCAUGCAUAGUCUUCCCGGCUUGGUGUCUUCUUAACUUCCAAUAAUAUUUACUCGCGACCGUGACUACCAACCAGGUGUAAUGCUGCUCAUCGUGUGUGAAUCAUAACUUCUUUUUUGUUUCCAUAUGCCUGUCCAUUAAUGUACAAUCCUAACAAAUAAAUCUCCAAAAACUA